Molecule: messenger RNA, 1233 nt
Organism: Panicum virgatum (switchgrass)
Lineage: Eukaryota; Viridiplantae; Streptophyta; Magnoliopsida; Poales; Poaceae
Product: PE-PGRS family protein PE_PGRS5-like
Exons: 4
Coding region: 1-1233 (410 amino acids)
Source: RefSeq, a predicted model, not a curated record
AUGGCGCCCCGCGCUCGGAGCGACCCAAGGAGCCCGACGGUGUGGGCAUGGGUCUCCGCCGAGAUGGAGAGGAAGAGUGCCAGCCCACCGUCGGGGUCGACGAGGCGGGAUCUACCUCAGCGGUGCGGCGCCGAGAGCACGGCCGCGAAGAUUUACGGUUCGCCCGUGCUCGCGGACGAGGAUGCGGCGGUCUUCGCCAGCGAGUGCCGCAAGUACCCCUCCGAUCGCUCCACCCGCGGCGUCGGCGUCUUCGAGGCCGCGCACCCGACCUCGCUACGCUGCAGACGUUUUCGGCGCGGAUCCGGAGAAGCCCAACUCACCGUCGAGGAUCACGCCGCCUGCUACCGCGCCUUCUCGCGCGACGGCGGAGGCGAACAAGCGGGCGGUCUGCUACGGGCACCAGCGCUGCCGGCGUUGGCCCGCUAUUUUAAACACUGGUUCGGCGCGACCCGAGCGACCGGUGGCGGCGGGAACAGCACUGCAGGAGGCCGCGGCGUCGGCGUCUUCGCGGCCCCGCACCCGACCUCGCUCGUCGACGCUGCAGACGUCUUCGGCGCGGAUCCGGAGAAGCCCAACUCACCGUCGAGGAUCACGCCGCCUGCUACCGCGCCUUCUCGCGCGACGGCGGAGGCGAACGUGCCGGCGGCAAGCGGGCGGUCUGCUACGGGCACCAGCGCUGCCGGCAUUGGGCCCGCCGCGUUCGGCGUGACCCGAGCGACCGGUGCCGGGAACAACACUGCAGGAGGCCGCGGCGUCGGCGUCUUCAAGGCCUCGCACCCGACCUCGCUCGUCGACGCUGCAGACGUCUUCAGAGUGGAUCCGGAGAAGCCCAACUCACCGUCAAGGAUCACGCCGCUUGCUACCGCGCCUUCUCGCGCGACGGCGGAGGCGAACGCGCCGGCGGCAAGCGGGCGGUCUGCUAUGGGCACCAGCGCUACCGGCGUUAGGCCCGCCGCGUUCAGCGCGUCCCGCGCGACCGCUGCAGCAGGAUGCGGCCUUGGAGGCGCCGCACCAGGUACUGGGACGCACACGCACCACGGCGGGCCUAGUCGCAGUGGGGUGCCUGGGCGUGGUGGUGGUGAGCACGGCCACGGUGGUGGUGGUGUGCAGGGCGGCCAGGGCCACAAUGGCGGCGGCGGCGCUAGAGGCAACGGGUACGAAUACAGGUUUCAAUUUGUAACCACGGGCGCGGGCAUGAAUUGGAACCCAUUGGACAUCUGCUUGUGGGCAUAA